UUUUUGUUCUCGUGUGAAAUGGUUUAUGAAUGGAUUGGAUGAUCAAAAGGCAAUAGCACAGAAAAGGAAAGAGGAGAGAUGAAAGAGGAGUCAACAGGACUAAUCAUUGGGAUUUCCAUAGGUUUGGUAAUUGGAGUUGUUUUGGCAAUUUCUGCUUUGUUAUGUCUAAGAUACCAUCGGAAGCGUUCACAGAUAGGCAAUAGCAGUUCCCGGAGGGCAGCUACUAUACCUAUCCGUGCAAAUGGUGCUGAUUCAUGUACUAUUCUAUCAGACUCAACCUUAGGUCCAGAAUCACCUGUGAGGUCUAGUCGUAAUGGCAUGUCCUUCUGGCUUGAUGGGUUCAAGAAGAGUAACAUGGUUUCUGCAUCUGGAAUACCAGAAUAUUCAUACAAGGAUUUGCAAAAGGCAACAUAUAACUUUACCACCCUCAUAGGACAAGGUGCAUUUGGUCCUGUUUAUAAAGCUCAGAUGUCUACUGGCGAGACUGUUGCCGUUAAAGUUCUUGCAACAAAUUCAAAGCAGGGGGAGAAAGAAUUUCACACAGAGGUUAUGUUGUUGGGAAGGUUACACCAUAGAAACCUGGUCAACUUGGUUGGAUAUUGUGCUGAGAAGGGGCAACAUAUGCUUGUGUACGUCUACAUGAGUAAAGGAAGCUUGGCUUCUCACUUGUAUAGUGAAGAGAAUGGGGCACUGGGCUGGGAUUUGAGAGUUCAUAUAGCUUUAGACGUUGCAAGAGGUGUGGAGUAUCUUCAUGAUGGGGCAGUUCCUCCUGUAAUCCAUCGAGAUAUCAAAUCUGCCAACAUUCUCUUGGACCAGUCAAUGCGAGCCAGGGUUGCUGAUUUUGGACUUUCAAGAGAAGAGAUGGUGGAUAAACAUGCAGCUAUUCGGGGUACCUUUGGCUAUCUUGAUCCUGAGUAUAUAUCUUCAGGGACAUUCACUAAGAAAAGUGAUGUAUACAGUUUUGGAGUGUUACUCUUUGAACUUAUAGCUGGCCGAAAUCCUCAGCAGGGUCUUAUGGAAUAUGUUGAGCUUGCAGCAAUGAAUACUGAGGGGAAAAAUGGUUGGGAGGAGAUUAUUGAUUCUCGGCUUGAGGGAAAAUGUGAUUUCCAAGAGCUGAAUGAAGUGGCAGCCCUUGCCUACAAAUGCAUCAACCGUGCACCAAGGAAGCGCCCUUCCAUGAGGGACAUAGUACAAGUGUUGACACGGAUCCUUAAAUCAAGGCACCAUAGGAAUCAUCAUCAUAAGAAGUCCCUUUCAGCCACAGCAGACGAAGUUUCCAUUGAUUUGGAUCAACCAGAAACCAAGACUUCUGUUACUGACCACCGAAGAGAAGAAUCUAUAGAUAGUGCGGCUGACAUGUAUGAUGUGUAG
Molecule: messenger RNA, 1371 nt
Organism: Gastrolobium bilobum
Lineage: Eukaryota; Viridiplantae; Streptophyta; Magnoliopsida; Fabales; Fabaceae
Product: calcium/calmodulin-regulated receptor-like kinase 1
Exons: 8
Coding region: 79-1371 (430 amino acids)
Biological process (GO): protein phosphorylation
Molecular function (GO): ATP binding; protein kinase activity
Source: RefSeq, a predicted model, not a curated record